Molecule: messenger RNA, 1992 nt
Organism: Caenorhabditis remanei
Lineage: Eukaryota; Metazoa; Nematoda; Chromadorea; Rhabditida; Rhabditidae
Exons: 10
Coding region: 1-1992 (663 amino acids)
Cellular component (GO): cytoplasm
Molecular function (GO): glycerophospholipase activity; metal ion binding
Source: RefSeq, a predicted model, not a curated record
AUGGACAACAACCUUCCUGGGGCAAAUCCGAACAAUCCUGAUGUUCCUAAUAUUGCUACCCUGAGCAUUGGUCGCAUAGCUCAUGAUUCCCGGACUAUUGGAAACGAUUCUGUAGAGCAGAAUACGGAAAAUGCAGCCGAGGCGGAUGUCACAGACCAGGAAAUGUACGACGGACCAGAUACAGUUAAGACUGUUGAACAAGAACACAGAGAAGCGAGUAAAAAAUGGUCAGGAGAAGUUAUUGAAGCCGAGCCAAAAAACUAUAUAUUCGUGAUUGUUCCUGAGAUCAAAAACUUCAAAUGCAAAGAGGUGCGAUGGGUUUACAAAGAUUCUGACAAGCAUAUACCAUUCAACGGAAAAGAUUCUUUAUUGAUGGAGAUCAAGUAUCGCGCUGACAAGGGACUCACACUCGAUGAUGAAGCAAUUGAGGUUUUCAAAAAUAAAAUGGGGCAUGUCAAGGUGAAACGCGACCCAAUAACUGCCGGUGAGAGUAAGCCAUCUAUUGAAAACGGGAAGCUGCUUGUCCUGGAGAAAAUGUACAGUGUGAAUGAGGAUAAUACGAGAAUUGAAGCGAUUCAUUGGAAGAAUGACUCGAAAGAAAUAUUGAGAGGUUGUUUUUUCACGUGUGAUGGCAAAGUGAUUGACGCUGAAAUCGCUGAUAGAAUUGUGGAACAUUUGAAUGAUUUCAAAAAGACUAUCUAUGAAAAGGCUAAAGAAAACCCAAAUACCGAUUUGAAAAAUUCAAGACCAGGUCCACUCCGUCUGGAGGACCAUAAAGUAGUUAUUGAAUGGAAUUCUCUGUCCUUCAUCACAAUUAAACAAGAAGACAAGUUCCCGCGAGAGUUGAACCGCCAUUUUGAGGAAGCAGAUAUCAAGGAUAAAAGUGUAAAAGUUGAGCACUUGGUUUUUGUUGUUCAUGGAGUUGGACAUGACAAAGAGCACCUCGUAAGAGAGUGUGCAAGAGAUCUACAAAAAAGCGUCGACAAUGUGAAGAAGAGCGGUGGAAUAUUCUUUCUUCCAAUUCAUUGGCGAUUGAAAUUUGUCCAUAAUGGGCAUAAAUGUGAUGAAAACUGUAACAAGGAAUACGUCAGCAAAGUUUUGAAUUUUCCGGGGGCUUCUAAGUUUUUCGAAGAAGCCAUGCUAUACACAUGUACCAUACACGCACCACAGAUUCAAAAAAUUGUAAUCGAGGAGCUCAACCGCAACUACAAGAUUUUCAUGGAGAGUCGUAAUUCCAAAUUCAACGGCUCUAUCUCGAUUUUCGCACAUUCCUUGGGUUCUGUCAUCAGUUAUGACAUUCUGAAGGCAGAUAUCGAUGCAUUUGAAAAGGAGGUGGAGGGACAAUUGAAAUUCAAUAUCAAGCGGUUUUUUGCUGUCGGAUCUCCAUUGAAAAGAUAUUUGGAAUUAGCUGGCAAAGAAGGUGAAGAUUUUCGGAUAACAAGUGCUGAGAUGGAAAUCCAUAAUAUCUAUCAUCCAACCGAUGGCAUUGCGCAACCGCUUGACCCAGAACGGGAUCCAGUGGAAAUACCUAAUGCGCAACAAACUUCCAGUUGGAUAUAUAAAAUUGUAGAAGCUGUCUACAAUUUUGUGAAAAAUUUGGUUUCGAAGAAAGCAAAUCGACAAGCGGACACUGACGAUGAAGAGCAGAAUUCAUAUCACAUUGAUCAUGUGUUAGAAAACGAGAAACAAUUGCGGAAAGUUUACUCGCAUUCAACUUACUGGAGUCAUGAAGGUGUCGCUCGACAUUUGGUGAACUCUCUGUACAAGAAAGAAUGCACUUAUGCCACUAUUGAUGUUCCGGUAGUUGAGAAGAGCUCUGAAACAUCUAAAGUUGAAGAAAAGAUAACAGAGAAUUGCCAAGAACCAGUAACGAUUAAUAAUCAAGAGAAAGGAGAAGAAAACAGCUGUGCAGAUCCAGAUCUGAUUGAAAAAGUUGCUCAACGACACGAGCCAAUCUCUUUGGAUAUAGAAGCGAUUGCUGCAGAUAAUUGA